GGUUUCUUCGCAUACCUUCUCCAGUCCUGUUGCUCUCCGUGGCUAUAUUUCUGCUAUUCACUCUCUUAUUGGAAGGGGCCCUCCUUGGAGAUACAAAGACGGAGUCCUAACCGUCCCUGCUCUCAAACGCACAUGGAGCACGUAUAUGGAGCCCAGCCUGAAGGCUAGAGAUUCUAAGAGGUGGCCGCGAGCAAGGGGAGCUUUCCAGACAUGAGGGGCCACAAGCUCAAAAGCACGAAAGCAAGAGAUGUACAGCUGGGGACCAGGAACAGGAAAUAAAGAGAAGGAAAAGGAGAAACUGGAGGAAGAUGAGGUGGCUGCGGCUGGCACCAUGGCUGUGUCUGCCUCCCUCAUGCCCCCGAUCUGGGACAAAACGAUCCCAUAUGAUGGCGAGUCCUUCCACCUCGAGUACAUGGACCUGGAUGAGUUCUUGCUGGAGAACGGGAUCCCCGCCAGCCCCACACACCUGCUUCAGAAUGCGCUGCUGCCUGUGACCGAAUUGGAGGGGAAGGAGUCAGCCAGCUCUUCCACAGCCUCCCCGUCGUCCUCUUCCACCGUGGUCUUUCAGCCCUCAGAGACCGCCUCCAGCACAGAAUCCUCUGUGGAAAAUGAGAGAGAGACCCCCAGCCCUAUUGACCCCAACUGUGUGGAGGUGGAUGUGAACUUUAACCCUGACCCUGCGGACCUGGUCCUCUCCAGUGUGCCAGGGGGUGAGCUCUUCAACCCUCGAAAGCACAAGUUUGCCGAAGAGGACCUGAAACCCCAGCCAAUGAUCAAAAAGGCCAAGAAGGUCUUUGUCCCUGAUGAGCAAAAGGAUGAAAAAUACUGGACGCGCCGGAAGAAGAACAACGUGGCCGCCAAGCGUUCCCGGGAUGCCCGCAGGCUGAAGGAGAAUCAGAUCACCAUCCGAGCUGCUUUUCUGGAGAAGGAGAACACGGCCCUCAGGACGGAGGUCGCGGAGUUGCGCAAGGAAGUGGGCAAAUGCAAGAGCAUCGUCUCCAAGUACGAGACGAAAUACGGACCCUUGUAAGCGCCAGCCCCUCUCCGUGUUAGACAUCUCUGCCGAGGGACUCCCAGAGCGAGUGUGUGGGGAGGCGUUGGGGCUCACCACAGCUAGCCGGAGGUCCGCUGCUCCCGACCUGGCUCGUGCCAGGGCCCUUCUGCCCACGUGGGUCCCGUAGGGCGCAUCUGGAGGACUUGGUAACCCCUGACUCUGGGGGGCAGGAUUCCUCGCUGGUGGGGAAUGAAGGGAUUCUGUUGAGAUGGGUGACUGCCCUUGGACAUCCCAGUUGGAUUGGAAAAGGGACCCUCUGGAGUGUACAGCCUCCUUUCACUCUUUGACUUUCCUUCUGUUUUAGAUCUGGGCUAACAAGGGCUGCCUCUCUGUGGCAUCUCGGAAUGGUCCCUGGUUUUUCCUGCCCUCACAUCCCAUCAGAUAGCAGGGUGUGUUGGCCAGGUAGGAUAUCAUUGUCGUCCAGCUCCAGCCAGGAAAAGGGGAAGGACCUCGUGCAGUAGGAAAGGCCUUUUUCCAUCCUCCUCGGAGAGGUAGCAGUCCAUCAAGCGAGCAGGGCACAGAGCCUGGUGUUUCCCCGGGGCCUCGCUGUCCACAGCCUGUGAGCGUGUCCUUUAGUGCCUGCAUUAGACCCAGAAUAAAGCAUGAUUGUAGGGGGAGAUGGGGAACCUGAGGCAGCCAGGGCUUAGGAAUCGCCACUGGCCAUUGUCACCUCGGCCAGCCGGACCAGGAAGGCCUGUGACCGUCAGAGUGAGGUGUUUGCCACCCGGGAGUGAACGCACUGGUUCGUUGUGCCUGCUGUGACCCCUUCCAGAUGUUUUCGAUAAACUGGAGAGGAAGGCAUUUUCUUUCUAGGUGGUCCUGGAGUGCAGAGCCUGUGGUUUGGUUUGAAAAAGUGGGCCUCCCUGCUUGGACGCAGGCUGAGGUUAGUGGUCUAGGAUGCUUGUUGGAUGGAGCACAUCUAGUUCUCGUCUUGGUGAUUGGUACGAAGGCUUUGCCCGUCUCUGCCAGGAGCUGUGGGCAUGAGCUCUCAGCACGAUGAUCUCUGAGUGCCGUCUUCUUGGCCAGCAAUGGGAGAAGUGCAAGUGUAGGGCCUCAGGCUGCUAGAGAUGAACAGAUUGGAAGAGAAGAAAAGCUUGUGCGUCAGAAGGUUGGGGGCAGUUUUGUAAGUCCCAUAGACCCCUUCUGUCCCAAGGUGGCCUAGCCUCGUGCCCCACUUGUCUUCUGGCUGUCCUGGGGAUGAAGGCAAAGCCGUCUUUUUCCUUGACUUCUGUAGCUGGUGCUUGCACUUUUGAGUAGAUUUGUCUGUUUUCUCCAUACCGAUGAGACCCUUCAGAGACCCUGGGGCAAAUGGGAAAGCCCUCCAGUCGUCUGGGAUUCUUUCAAGGGGGGAAGAGGGAAGGGAAGGUGCAUGUGUCGGAAGAAAAACGAGCUGAUGGACAAAACCGUCACGCUUAACAUUUUGCUUUAUUUAAAGUGACCUGUCAGAUUCCGAGUAACAUCACUCUAAAGACUUUUAACAAACCCAAAUGGUAAAAACCACAUGUGAAACCGCCGCAGUGGACAGCGACAUCCAGGAUACUUGCCACAUCUGGAGACGAUGGCCCACUGCCCGCCUCGGUGGGUGGCUGGAGGACAGGGCCUCCCUUCAGUGUCUCCUGGGGCUUCUGGUUGGAGGGUGAAAACCCAGCAGACACACACACAUGACUUCUCCCUCUAAGAGAGGCCCAGACGUGAGAGCGUCAUCGUCUUGGGUCGGCCCUGAUCCGGGCAGGCAGCCUGGCCGGGGACUCCCUCUGAGAGGGCAGGUCUCAUCUUGCUGUUGAGGGGGACGUUAGCCUAAUGUGUCUUAAUUUUCUUUGACCAGAUACGGUAUGGUUUAUAUAUAGGUACAUAGAUGUGUGUAUAUAUUUAUAUACAUAGAUAUACUUGUUUUUAAAGAGUAAGCGCUGUUAACCAUUUUUUCAAUGCCUUGGGUCUGGUUGCCAUUUUGUGUUCUGAUUCAAGUUGGUGGGACAGUGUUGUAGACAUCUUUUCCUGUCGUCUUCUCUCCCACCCUCCUCAGAUGAGGGGGUAGCCAGGGCCCCCAUCCCCCAAAACUUUCUUGAGAGGGGAGGGCCUGCCGUGCCAAAUGCCAGCGGUAGCAAUGGGGGCGUGGGCAGGGAAGGGUUGGCUGGUGUCCUGUGCUCUGCUCCCGGCAGGCCAAAAGACUUGGGUCCAGCAGAACCAGAAGGGAGGAGAGGGCUCUGUUGCUUUCUUCAAAGAGACAGGGGCGGUCCCUUGACUCCCGGCUAACCCCUUUCCUCUGCUGGGCCAACAGCAAGGACGGGAGAGGCCCAGAGACUGAUUUGGUCUUCGGCAAAGAGUCUUUCCAGAGCAAAGGCAGGAGGACAGCUUGGAGCCCAGCUGGGAAUGCUCCCAUUUGUUUCCCCAGCACCCUGCCUUCAGCUUCCUGGGCAGGAGCCGCUCCUUUCUGGACGCUCCAGAACUGACGAAUCAUGGAUGAGCUUGAGGGUUAGAAGCGCCUGCAUACCACAAACGUGUGCAAACCCGUUGUGAUGGCCAGCCCCGGGGGGCUGCCUGGGGAGAAGAGGCCUCCGCCAAACGCUGAGCAGACAGCGGUGGGCAGCUGAGUGAGGGGCCUCAGGCCCCUGGCCUGGCCGCGCGGUCGCUGCGCUGCCCUCCUUACUGGCGUUUGGGUCCCCUCCGCCGUCCCGGUGGCGACGACUUUACUCGUGUUCCCGCUAAUGUAGCACAAGAAGUUUUCUAGAAAAUGGGGGAAAAAAAGACAAUUGCAAGACAGCUGCUUUCUUCCUGUGUUUGUAGUGCUGGAGGGCCACGUGAUACGGGCUGGGGUGGACAAAGAGGCUUUCCAUCUCCCCCCUGAGAGCGUGUCUGGGGGUGCCGGGGACGUGGCCCUGCCAGGUGGCAUCUCCCUCUGUGGGAGGUUCUAAGGACGAGGCAGGAAGGAAGCCGCGACUGCCCAGCUGAAGAAGGCACGGCUCAGACCUUUCAGUGCAGUAGUCUGUCGACCUCACGUGUCUGCGUAUGUGUGGGGGGGGAGGGGGAGGGGAGGGGGGAGUGGGCAUGCGACCUUCCCAGAGAACCCCAAGGAAUUAAAUAUUUGGAGAAAAAUUUUGGUCUGCCUCUUUGGUCUUUGGUAUUCCUGCUUUUCCUUCCCGACUUGUUGACCCCAAGGGCCAAGUGUUAGAUAGCUAGACUGAAAGGAUUUCUCUGGCUGUUCUGCCCCAUCCUCCACCCCGGUCUGCACUGCUGCUUGGUGCAGAACCUCUUGUCAGAGCAGCUGGAACAGAGGGACGGCUGGCCCAGGACGUCCUCCGCCCGGGCUGCUGCCAGCUCCUUGUGGGACCUGCCCACGGUGACCUGGGCCCAGUCCUGGCCCUUCUUCUGCAUCUGUCAAGUGCAUAUGGGGCAUCCUCCUCUGCAGGGUUAAAGAGGAUCACAGACGGGUAAGAAUGUCCCAGAAAGUGAACUAUGGUCGUCCAGCCUGGGAGCAUAGCCCACGUGGGCCCUUCAGCCGAAGUGCUCAACCAGCUUGCUUGAUUUAGGCGGGGGCGGGGGCAAGGAGAGAACACCAGCCCAGCCCAGCCCUGGACACCCAGAUCAGCAGUCCCAGGAGUCUUGCUCCCACAGGCUCCCCACUCCUGGAGCCCCAGCUCAGGAGAAGACCCCCCGGUGACCUCCAUUCUCCACCAAAGACCCUAUUUCUUCCUCAUAGAGCCACUCUCUCUUCAGCCUCAUUAUUGUCCUCCCCAGACAAUGGCUGCCUAGGAAAGGAAACGUGGUCCUGGCCAUGCCUACCCAGCAUACCUUUGCCCACUGAAAUGCCUUUUAAAAGGAUGGGUCCCUGGGCAAGUCACUUAACCCUUUUUGCCUCAGUUUCCUCAUCUGUAAAAUUAGCUGGAGAAGAGCAUGGC
Vombatus ursinus (common wombat) is the source of this 4950-nucleotide messenger RNA. It is a transcript of the gene TEF, whose product is annotated as TEF, PAR bZIP transcription factor. Gene Ontology annotation, cellular component: nucleus. Lineage: Eukaryota; Metazoa; Chordata; Mammalia; Diprotodontia; Vombatidae. The transcript has 4 exons. The coding region runs from base 248 to 1030 and encodes 260 amino acids. The record is from RefSeq and is a predicted model, not a curated record. Gene Ontology annotation, biological process: regulation of transcription by RNA polymerase II. Gene Ontology annotation, molecular function: RNA polymerase II cis-regulatory region sequence-specific DNA binding; DNA-binding transcription factor activity, RNA polymerase II-specific.